UCUCCUGGCGCGUUGCAAACGCAGUCGGCACUUCACUCUUAUUUUUAUGAUGAAUUUAAAUAGCUACGAUUGUAUAUCGCAACUUCAGAUAUCAUCUCGAAAGUGGAGGAAAUAAAGUGGCAAAUGCAACAGGAGUUGAUCAAGUCGUAAUUGUGCAUGCUGGACUAAAAUCUCAGCAAUGUCGCUACUGUGCGUGCGAGUGAAAAAGGCUAAGCUACAAGGACCUCCAGACAAGUUUAAUGUGUACGUCACGUUGAAGGUCCAGAAUGUUAAAAGCACAACCAUCACGGUGCGAGGAGACCAGCCUUGCUGGGAACAGGACUUUAUGUUUGAGAUUAAUCGACUGGACCUGGGUCUGGUUGUGGAGGUGUGGAGUAAGGGACUCAUCUGGGACACUUUAAUAGGAACAGCAUGGAUCCCACUUAACACCAUCCGCCAAUCAGAUGAGGAGGGGCCUGGAGAAUGGACCUCACUGGAUUCUGAGGUUCUGAUGAAGGAAGAUGAGAUAUAUGGCACUAAAAACCCCACUCCUCACCAAGUGCUGCUGGACACACGCUUUGAGCUCCCUUUUGAUAUCCCAGACGAUGAGGCCCAGUACUGGACUAGAAAGCUGGAACGCAUCAACUCUAUGAGGAUACAUGAUGAGUGUUCACUGCAAGAUGAAGCACAGAGAAGACAGCUGCCACCCGUGCCUUCCCAGUGCUAUUUUGAUGACCAUGACAUCACUGUGGAUGACAGGGACAGUGAUUACCGCAGUGAGACAAACAGCAGGCCUCCACGAUACCACACCACAGCUCAACCCAAUUCCUCAGUACAUCAGUACCCUAUUGGCCGAAGAUUACAGAAUCAGGCAUUGUCAAAAGAGUCUAGAAAAGACUCUAUCCAGAGCUAUGACUUGGAUUUUAGAGAAGGACAGGAACAGAGGUAUGUUUGA
Molecule: messenger RNA, 934 nt
Organism: Carassius auratus (goldfish)
Lineage: Eukaryota; Metazoa; Chordata; Actinopteri; Cypriniformes; Cyprinidae
Product: protein unc-13 homolog B-like
Exons: 8
Coding region: 179-934 (251 amino acids)
Biological process (GO): presynaptic dense core vesicle exocytosis; synaptic transmission, glutamatergic; synaptic vesicle priming
Cellular component (GO): synaptic vesicle membrane; plasma membrane; neuromuscular junction
Molecular function (GO): calmodulin binding; diacylglycerol binding; syntaxin-1 binding
Source: RefSeq, a predicted model, not a curated record